Molecule: messenger RNA, 2195 nt
Organism: Fukomys damarensis (Damara mole-rat)
Lineage: Eukaryota; Metazoa; Chordata; Mammalia; Rodentia; Bathyergidae
Product: T-cell-specific guanine nucleotide triphosphate-binding protein 2
Exons: 3
Coding region: 614-1873 (419 amino acids)
Biological process (GO): defense response; cellular response to interferon-beta
Cellular component (GO): endoplasmic reticulum membrane
Molecular function (GO): GTP binding; GTPase activity
Source: RefSeq, a predicted model, not a curated record
UUGUUUUAUUAACAGUCUGCCCAAUCCUUGCUGAGGACACAGCCCCAGACAGAGAUUGCAGAAGUUCCUUGCUUCCUCCUUGCACACCGGGGCUCCCUGCAGCACAGGGGUGCCCGGACCACGCACCCCUUCCCUCUUGCUCUCUGUGCCACUUCCUGGGAGGACAGCGCUCAGUGGGGCUUCGUCGCUGUGCUGUGGACAGCAGCGGGCACUUCCUGCUCAGCAGUUCUCUCCUCCAGGGCACACACCGGACCCGCUCUAGUCCCCUGCGACCUGUCUGGACCUGAGUUUUCUGGCUUCUCCACAUCCUCAGCCGCAGCCCUCUCUCUGGCUCUUGCUCCACUGUGCGUCCUCCUCCCGCCUCCUCCUGGUCCUCUUGCCUCAAACCGCGUCAGGACUCUCUCGUGUCAGUGAACCACCGGAGACCCCGGAGCGCUGCCACACGUGAAGAGCCUUGACACGGGUUCCACAGACACAGGUCCGGCGCAGGCCAUGACUCGGUCUUCCAAGCCCUGCAGACUCCUGGGAGGCCGACGCCAACAGCGCGGAGAGGAGGCAGGACCCUAAACUCACAGGAGAAACCAACUGGCUAGACCUCCCUUCGUCCACUGCCAUGGAUGCGUUCAUCUCAGCCUUCCUGGAGAAUCUGUCACAAGGGAAUUUUCAGCAGUUGGCUGCCGACUUCGCAUCUCACUAUGCUACCUUAGUCAGUAAGGCCGGAGGCAUCCUCCCUGCAGAAACCCUGGGCAGACUCGAUGAGGUCUUCAUGGAGGGGAAUCUGCAGGCUGUGGUGAACAUGAUCCAAGAAGUAUUCAGUGCGGCAGAAAGCGCUGUGCUGGAGGUGGCUGUGAUCGGGGAGUCUGGGACUGGCAAGUCCAGCUUCAUCAACGUCCUGAGGGGGCUUGGUCACGACGACGAGGGGGCGGCUGAUGUGGGGGUCGUGGAGACCACCAUGAAGAAGACCCCCUAUCAACACCCAAAGUAUCCCAACGUGACCUUCUGGGACCUGCCUGGGACCGGGACGCCCAAAUUCUCCCCGGACACCUACCUGGAGAAGGUGGGGUUCGCUAGCUUUGACUUCUUCAUCAUCGUCUCCUCCUCCCGCUUUAGUCUCCAUGAUGCUCUCCUGGUCCAGAAAAUCAAGGCACUAGGGAAGAAGUUCUACUUUGUUAGAACCAAGGUGGACAGCGAUUUAUAUAACGAACAGGAAGCCAAACCCCAGUCCUUCAAGAGGGAGCGAGUCCUCCAGCACAUCCGAGACUACUGCCUGGCUAACCUCAGCGACAUCGGAGUGCCUGACCCUCGGGUCUUCCUGGUCUCCAACUUCGACCUGCAUGACUUUGACUUCCCGAGCCUGGAGAAGACUCUGCUGGCGGAGCUGCCUGCUCACAAGCGCCAAGUGUUCGUGCUCAUGUUGCCCACGCUGUCUGAUGAGACUGUCGAGCUGAAGAGAGCUGUCCUCAGGGGGAAGAUCUGGCUGGAAGCUGUGAGGUCCUCGGCUUCGGCCUUCGUCCCCUUUGCACCCCUCAUCAAAGGCUUCGAUGUGCAUGAGCAGGAAGCCCGCCUGAAGCUCUACCGCGGCUAUUUCGGUUUGGACGAUGAGUCGCUUAAAGAGAUCGCUGAGAAGCUGGGCACAUCUGUGCAGGACAUCAAGGGCUACACCAAGUGCUUGGAUUUCUGGUCCCUCGUGGAGGACGACAGCGCAGGAGCAAAGGCCAUGAGCUGUGUCGAAACCUUCUGCUCGGUGAAUGGAGGUGUCCCAUCUGUUGUCUUCCAGUUUCUGAAAACCCGCUUUCUACUUUGGAAAUUUCUCGAUGCAGUGGCCGACGAUGCUAAACUUCUCUUGCACAAGAUUAUAAGUGCUCAAGUGUGAGAGAAUGGGGUAGAAGAGCCGUGCCUGGCCUCAUGGAGCCGGAAAUGGACCUCAGGUCUUGCAGUGUGAGGGGUGGCGGGCUUCCUGCCAGUCCCGGGCAGUGUCCCCUAGGUAGAAGCAGUGUCUGUACAGCCGUAGCUCCAUGUGGUACUCAGUGCUGUGCACAGAUAGCUUGGCCAUAGCCAGUUUCCUGCAAACAUUGAUCUAUUUUGAUUGAAUCUUGACACUAACAUAGUACCUAUCAGCCUUCAGGUAAUCAUAUGUGAGGUAGUUUGCUAAUUUCCAUUAUUUCUCGAUGGUAAACAUUUUAUAAUAAUCACAA